Molecule: messenger RNA, 1595 nt
Organism: Homarus americanus (American lobster)
Lineage: Eukaryota; Metazoa; Arthropoda; Malacostraca; Decapoda; Nephropidae
Product: tubulin alpha chain-like
Exons: 3
Coding region: 99-1451 (450 amino acids)
Biological process (GO): microtubule cytoskeleton organization; mitotic cell cycle
Cellular component (GO): cytoplasm; microtubule
Molecular function (GO): structural constituent of cytoskeleton; GTP binding
Source: RefSeq, a predicted model, not a curated record
GGCACGGCCCCCUCAGCUGUACUUUGCUGCGCUAACUCCAUAUCGUUAGACGCGGUCAGUCCUUGUCAUCCCUGCUCACCCAACAAAUUACAAUCAAAAUGCGUGAGUGCAUCUCCAUCCAUGUGGGUCAGGCCGGUUGCCAGAUGGGCAAUGCCUGCUGGGAGCUCUACUGCCUCGAGCACGGUAUUGCUCCCGACGGCUCUAUGCCCUCCGACAAGGCCCUAGGUAGUGCUGACGACUCCUUCACCACAUUCUUCAGCGACACUGGCGCAGGCAAGCACGUCCCCAGGGCGGUGUUUGUCGAUCUUGAGCCUUCCGUUGUCGAUGAAGUCCGUACCGGCACCUACCGCCAGCUGUUCCACCCAGAGCAGCUCAUCAGCGGAAAGGAAGAUGCCGCCAACAACUACGCCAGAGGACACUACACUAUCGGAAAGGAGAUCGUCGACUUGGUUUUGGACCGCGUUAGGAAGCUGGCCGACAGCUGCACAGGUCUGCAAGGAUUCCUCGUCUUCCACUCCUUUGGCGGCGGCACCGGCUCAGGUUUCACCUCUCUGUUGAUGGAAAGACUGUCUGUCGACUACGGCAAGAAGAGCAAACUGGAAUUCGCUAUCUACCCCGCCCCCCAAGUCGCUACUGCCGUUGUCGAACCCUACAACUCUAUCCUGACCACCCACACUACUCUGGAACACUCCGACUGUGCUUUCAUGGUCGACAAUGAAGCCAUCUACGAUAUCUGCCGCAGAAACCUGGACAUCGAACGUCCCUCAUACGCUAACCUGAACCGUCUUAUUGGUCAGAUCGUCUCCUCCAUCACCGCCUCCCUCAGGUUUGAUGGUGCCCUCAAUGUCGACCUCACUGAAUUCCAGACCAACUUGGUGCCCUACCCCAGGAUCCACUUCCCUCUAGUCACUUAUGCCCCCGUCAUCUCCGCUGAGAAGGCCUACCACGAACAGAUCACCGUUGGUGAGAUCACCAACGCCUGCUUCGAACCCGCUAACCAGAUGGUGAAAUGCGACCCACGUCACGGCAAGUACAUGGCUUGUUGCCUCCUGUACCGUGGUGACGUCGUGCCUAAGGACGUGAACGCCGCCAUCGCCUCCAUCAAGACCAAGCGCUCCAUCCAGUUCGUAGACUGGUGUCCCACCGGCUUCAAGGUUGGCAUCAACUACCAGCCACCCACUGUGGUGCCAAACGGUGACCUGGCCAAGGUGUCUCGUGCCGUCUGCAUGUUGUCCAACACCACCGCUAUCGCCGAGGCCUGGGCCCGUCUCGACCAUAAGUUCGACCUGAUGUACGCCAAGCGUGCCUUCGUCCACUGGUACGUGGGUGAGGGUAUGGAGGAGGGCGAGUUCUCCGAGGCCCGCGAGGACCUGGCAGCUCUCGAGAAGGACUACGAAGAGGUUGGCCUUGACACCGUUGGUGACGAGGAGGAGCAGGGCGAAGACUACUAGGCUGACCCACAAGUUGGCUAACGUCAAACACGCCAGCGGAUGCAACACCUCCGCAAAGUCAUUGGUUAAAGCUUUACCAUAUCAUUAGGCCCAAUAAAAUACCAUUUCGGAAACAGAGAGAAAAUUAAAUUAUUUUGCUAUCAA